Lactuca saligna is the source of this 3423-nucleotide messenger RNA. Lineage: Eukaryota; Viridiplantae; Streptophyta; Magnoliopsida; Asterales; Asteraceae. The record is from the annotation of a GenBank genome assembly.
AUGAGUGUCUUUUGCUCCCAGCAAGAGAAACUUGCUCUUCUCAACUUCAAACACCAUGUCAAAGACCCUUCUGGAAUGUUGUCAUCAUGGGUUGGCAAUGACUGUUGCUUGUGGGAAGGAAUCCAGUGUGACAAUCUUACUAGAACCGUUGAAAGCCUUCAUCUCAGAGGAGGCUUUUUAGUUGGUAAUGAGGUGAACUCUUCUUUGGCACAACUGAGGAAUUUAAAAUAUUUGGACUUGAGUGGGAAUGAUUUUAGAGGAAGCCGGAUCCCAAAGUUCAUUGGAUCCUUCAAACUGCUGAGCUACCUCAAUCUCUCUCAUUCUGGUUUUCAAGGUAUUAUUCCUUCUCACCUUGGGAAUCUUUCUAAUUUGAAAGUUCUUGAUCUCAGUGUAAAUGAAGAGCUGAUGGCAGAUGACAUGGCAUGGACUCUUGGCCUUUUGUCACUCGAGCAUCUCGUUUUGAGUUUAGUCGAUCUUGGGGGAGCACAAAACUGGGACAUUCUUUACACUAACCCUUUGCUAAAAGAGUUAAACUUGUGGGGAUGUAAACUUUCCAACACUGAUCUUGGACCCUUUCUUAAUUCGACUGGAAUACUUCCUAGCAUCAAAUACUUGGAUCUUGGCUUCAAUUAUUUCAUAGGUCCACUCCCUGGCUUUUUGCAAAAUUUGACAUCCCUAACAUUCCUGGAUCUUUCUCACUUUUAUCCAAGUUUGGCGUGGAACUUUGGAAACUUGCUAAACACAAACCCUUCUUUAUCAGUGCUGUUAUUGUCACAGUGUAGGCUCGAUAAGACGUUUCUUUCUUCACCUCAUCUUAAUUCCAGUACACAUUCUAAUAUCCAACACCUGGAUCUUAGCAUGAAUCGAAUUGACAGCAUAUCUCCGUCUGUUUUAACAAACAUGAGUUCCCUAAGAGUCCUUGACCUUUCGUGGAACAUUAUAUAUUCAUCGGUUCCAAUUAUGCCUAGUCUUCUAGAGCUUGAUCUUUCUGCUAACAGUUUUAAGAAGAUUGAGCAUCUUGGAAUCUGGAGAUGGUGUCACCUGAAACAAUUGAGUGCAUCAUUCAAUCAUUUUGAAAUAGAAAUGAUCGAAUCACUAAUGAACAUAUCAGAAUGUGCCCAAUAUGCUUUGGAGAGGUUGGAUUUACAUGGGAGUUUAAAUGGUACAAUUCCAGAACCACUUGGAAGAUUUGCCAAUUUAAGAGACAUAGAUCUUUCAGUCAGUGAAUUAACAGGUUCAAUCCCUGAAUCUCUUGGAGGAUUAAGAUUUUUAGAAGUGUUAGAUCUAUCUGAUAACCAUUUAACCGGCUCCAUUCCGAUAUUCCUUGGUAAACUUUCCAAACUUGACCUUUCUUUUAACCAAUUGAAUGAUUCGAUUCCAGAAUCCUUUGAAAAAUUAACUGCGUUAACAGAUUUAAAUCUAGAAUCCAAUCAGUUAACAGGCUCCAUUCCAAGAUUCUGUGGGAAACUUGUAAAACUUGCCCUUUCUUUCAAUAAAUUGAAUGGUUCAAUUCCAGAUUCUUUUGGAAAAUUAACAUUUUUAACACAAAUGAAUCUAGCAUUCAAUCAGUUAACGGGCCCCAUUCCUACAUUCCCUGUGAAACUUUCCAAAAUUGACAUUUCUUUUAAUCAAUUGAAUGGUUCGAUUCCAGAGUCACUUGGAAAAUUAAUAGCUUUAACAGAUUUGAAUAUGAAAUUCAAUCGGUUAACAGGUCCCAUCCCAACAUCUAUAGGAAGGCUUCUAUCAUUACAAUUUAUUUCAUUGUCUUCAAAUUUGCUAAAUGGAACCAUUCCAGUUUCUGUUGGACAACUUGCCAAACUCAAUUUUCUAGAUAUCUCCAACAACUGUUUAGAAGGAGUAGUUUUUGAAGCCCAUUUUUCGAAUCUUUCGAUGUUGAAGCACCUGGAUACUUCUUCUAACACUAAGUUGAUAUUCAAUGUUUCACAUGAGUGGAUACCUCCAUUCGGAUUAAUAUAUCUUAAUCUUAGUUCUUGCAAUAUUGCAAAUGGAUUUCCACAGUGGCUUCGAAAUCAAAGGAAUCUCAACUGGUUAGUGCUCUCUAAUGCUACAAUUUCGGGACCUCUACCCACAUGGUUGCGGAGGAUGCCCAUCAUUUCUUUCUUGGAUCUCUCUCACAACAAACUCAACGGACCUUUGACAAACCUUCCUAAUGGGGGAGAUUUUAAUGAGUUAGGGUAUGAUGGACCUUUGAAAGCAUUAUAUAUGGAAUAUAACCUUUUCAACGAGUCAAUUCCAAGGUCAUUGUGCAGAUGGACAUAUUUACAACUUCUUGAUCUUUUAGGGAAUAGAUUAACAGGAAAAAUUCCCAAGUGUCUCGGGAAUCUGAAAAACUUGUAUUUCAUGAGAUUUAGUUCAAAUGAGUUGUCUGGCGUCAUCCCAGGUUCUAUAGCUCUCAUUUCUUCAUCAUUAAUGUGGUUAGGUUUGAACGACAAUAACUUUAUUGGUGAACUUCCUCGAGAAUUGGGGAAAUUACGAGAAUUAAGGGUCUUAGAUUUGGGUGAUAAUAAGCUUUCUGGAUACAUACCUGAAUGUAUUGGAGAACUUAGGUUUUUGAUGGUCCUUAGGCUACACAACAAUAAUUUUACAGGAAGAAUUUCUAGUUCUUUGUGUAGAAAUUCAAAUCUUCAAAUUUUGGACGUUGCACAAAACAACUUAAUGGGAACCAUCCCUCAUUGUUUUAGACAGUUGAAUGCAAUGGUUAGCAGUAUGCAACCACCUGAUAAUGAACUCCGUUAUGAUGAGAAGGUGAUUCAGGUCAUGAAAGGUGUUGACCUUGAAUAUGGAAGGAGUUGGACUAUAGUUUUUAACAUGGACCUCUCAAGCAAUAAACUUGUUGGAGAAAUACCAUUGGAGCUAACUGCACUUUCUAUGUUGAUGGGUCUCAAUUUGUCUAAUAAUCAUCUCAGUGGGCGUAUUCCAGACAGCAUUGGAAACAUGAGGAAAUUAGAAUCCCUCGAUUUCUCAAACAACAAGUUGAUUGGAACGAUCCCUCCAAGCAUGGCAGCUUUGAACUUUUUGAGCCAUUUGAAUUUGUCACACAACAACUUGUCGGGACCAAUUCCAACAGGAAAUCAGUUGCAGACCUUUACGGAUCCAUCAGUAUAUGCUGGGAACAAAGACCUAUGUGGAGCUCCAUUGCCAAACAAUUGCUCUAAUCAUGAAGAUUCGAUGACAACAAUCAAGAAGAUAUAUGAAGAAGGUGAUGAGCGGAUGAAGGUGUGGUUUUAUGCGGACAUAAUGAGUGGUUUUGUGACAGGAUUCUGGGGUAUUAUUGGAGUUUUGUUGUUCAAGAAGCAGUGGAGAAGGAAGCUUUUUAUGUUUGCUGAGGAGACCAUAGAGAAGAUAUAUGUUGCAGUUGUGGUAAGAGUUUCCAAGAUAAAGAGAAGAAGAGAAGCUGCAUAG